Gossypium raimondii (Peruvian cotton) is the source of this 907-nucleotide messenger RNA. RefSeq names its product nascent polypeptide-associated complex subunit alpha-like protein 1. The transcript is spliced from 4 exons. NCBI's taxonomy places the organism in Eukaryota, Viridiplantae, Streptophyta, Magnoliopsida, Malvales, Malvaceae. The record is from RefSeq and is a predicted model, not a curated record. Gene Ontology annotation, cellular component: nascent polypeptide-associated complex; cytoplasm. The coding region runs from base 5 to 712 and encodes 235 amino acids. Gene Ontology annotation, biological process: protein targeting to membrane.
UCACAUGCAUCGGUGCUUCGUUUUUGGGGUUUUAGGGUUUUGCUUUUUGCUUCUGCCUUUGCUUUUUGCUUCUUACUCUCAACCAGAAAUGACUGCUCAGGCCGACAAAGAGAUCGAAGAGAUCCUGGCAGCUCAUCUCGACCAACAAAAAAUCGAUUCCGAGAUACCAGAGCAACCUGUUGUUGAAGAUGACGACGAGGAAGAUGACGAUGACGAUGAUGAUGAAGAUGAUGCCGAAGGUCAUCAUGAGGGAGAAGGAGAUGGAACUGGUAGGUCAAAGCAAAGCCGAAGUGAAAAGAAGAGCCGCAAAGCUAUGUUGAAGCUUGGGAUGAAACCGAUCCCUGGUGUUAGCCGGGUCACUGUGAAGAAGAGCAAGAAUAUCUUAUUUGUCAUCUCAAAACCAGACGUGUUCAAGAGCCCAGCAUCAGAUACUUAUGUAAUAUUUGGAGAGGCUAAGAUUGAGGACUUAAGCUCACAACUGCAGACUCGAGCUGCAGAGCAAUUCAAGGCUCCUGAUCUAAGCCAAGUGAUAUCAAAACCAGAGUCAUCAACAGCAGUCCAGGACGAUGAAGAAGUGGAUGAAACAGGGGUGGAGCCCAAGGACAUUGAAUUAGUUAUGACACAAGCAGGAGUAUCCAGGUCAAAGGCUGUCAAGGCACUCAAGGCUGCUGAUGGUGACAUUGUUAGUGCUAUAAUGGAGCUUACUGCCUAAUAACGGUGUUGAUUUAGCAGCAGUUUUGGUUGCUGAAAGUUGUCGGUUUUUUUGAGAAUGUUAUUGUGUCCUUUUUCUUCUUGUCGGUUGUUGUAUUAGUAAAAAAACCAUCUGUGAGGACGUUUUCUGUUAUAAAAAUGGUCUCGGUUAAGAAUUCUUGGCUGAGGGAGAGAAUCCCGUUACCAAGAAAUCUCA